ACAAUAUAACAUUUCAUAUUAUUAUUACAACACAUAUCUAUUGUUAUAAUUUUUUUCAAAAAUCAAUAAUAAUUAAAAUGAUUUUUUGUAUUUGUAAAUUAUUGAUACUUUAUCAAUUUUUUAAUAUUUUAGGUAUUGACGGAGGAAGUACUCAGUGCGAAGACGACAAACAGUGGUCGCUAAGAAAGGAUCAAUCUGUAUUAGACCCAUAUGUAGCAACACUAACUGAAGCUGGAUUCACUGGCAACCAAAAUGACAAAUUUAAGGAGUAUGACGGCGACAACGAAACUGCGAUUGAAUACUUGGCAUUUUUAAACAAAACAAAUUUCGUAUCAGAUGAUUACAGGAAGAUGUUUGCCGUACAAAAAGUUGAUUUUCCUAAAUUAGAUUGGACUAAAAGUACUCCGGAAGAAUGAUAAUUUUACAAAUACACUUAGGGACAUUAAUAGAUUGACAUUUAUACAAGAUGUUUUAAAUAAACUUUACUCUAAAAUCAAUUAUGACAUGUAUAAAAAAUAUAUCUUAAAUAUAAUGAUGUCAAUGAUUUUCAUAAUGUAAAUUGUAUGCUGAUUAACUAAUUCAUAAACGAGUUAUUACAAUAACCAUUAAAUAUUACUUGGUAUAAUAAAUUAUUAAUUUAUAGAAAUA
Messenger RNA from Rhopalosiphum maidis (corn leaf aphid), 648 nucleotides. RefSeq lists its product as uncharacterized. The record is from RefSeq and is a predicted model, not a curated record. NCBI's taxonomy places the organism in Eukaryota, Metazoa, Arthropoda, Insecta, Hemiptera, Aphididae. Bases 78 to 416 code for a protein of 112 amino acids. The transcript has 6 exons.